Messenger RNA from Monascus purpureus, 4562 nucleotides. The record is from the annotation of a GenBank genome assembly. NCBI's taxonomy places the organism in Eukaryota, Fungi, Ascomycota, Eurotiomycetes, Eurotiales, Aspergillaceae.
GCUAUGCUCAAUCUGAGACUUCGGAAGAUGAAAAUCCUGGGAAUGUGACACCUACGCCCUCGAACCCCCAGGAAGAUGACACCGAGGAAGAAUACACACCAGUGCCGGCAAAGACUCAACGAAGAAGAUCUUCAAGAAGGAGUAUGUCUACAGAAGUUACCAAGUCGAGUACUUCGCGCACUUCUCGGAGACCGCGACGGUCGUCAAAGACCCCGGACGCUUUAAAUACAUCUCAGGUCACGGAGACCACUGAAGAGGAGCACAGUAUGGCGCUGGUCGAAGAAUAUGAUGAAGAAAAUGAGUCGCUUCCUGGAAAUAAGGCUACAGCCAAACGAAAAAGUAUGACUCAACCCCGCAAGAGUCGUGCGUCAGUCACGCCCAAUCCUUCACAGUCCUCACUUCCUACUCCAGAACCUUCGGCCUCCCCAGAACCGUGCACGCCCCGUUCAGAGAGACAAAGCGUGCCUCCACUCUCGGACGUUACCGAGUCUGCUUUGAAUCGAUCGCCGUCAAAGCAGCUGCCAGAAGAAUCAAGGUCUGAUAUUUCCAUCAUUAAUCCGAACGCGACGGUCUUGGAGCGACCAAUGGAUAUCGCGUUGAAGUCUCGAUCUAUGGUUCCAGUCCAUGAGGAGCCCUCCGGUCCAAAACCGCGCCUCAUUAUUAAGAAUCUGAUUCUCACGAACUUCAAGAGUUAUGCAGGGACACAGGUUGUUGGGCCUUUCCAUCAUUCGUUCUCUUCCGUCGUUGGGCCGAAUGGAUCUGGAAAGUCCAACGUGAUCGACUCCCUAUUGUUCGUCUUCGGAUUUCGCGCAAGCAAAAUGCGUCAAGGCAAAGUAUCGGCAUUGAUUCAUAACUCUGCUCAACACCCCGAUCUACCCUUCUGUGAAGUUGAGGUUCACUUCGAGGAGAUUCUAGAUUUGCCCAAUGGAGGACACGAGGUCAUCCCAGAUUCCCAACUGAUUGUUUCCCGAAAGGCCUUCAAAAACAACACCAGCAAAUAUUACAUGAAUAAGACAGAAACUCCCUUUUCUACUGUUGCUAAUUUUCUUCGUGGGCGCGGCAUAGAUCUAGACCACAAGCGUUUCCUCAUUUUGCAGGGAGAGGUUGAGUCUAUCUCUCAGAUGAAACCAAAAGCCGCUAAUGAACAUGAAGAUGGCCUUUUGGAAUAUCUCGAAGAUAUUAUUGGAACUUCAAAAUAUAAGGCACCUAUUGAAGAAGCUGCAGCAGAAGUUGAAACCCUAAAUGAUGUCUGUGUCGAGAAGAAUAACCGCGUUAAGCACAUUGAGAAGGAGAAGUCAAGCCUUGAGGAGAAGAAAGACGCCGCACUCGCUUAUAUACGCGAUGAGAAUGAGCUCGUUCAGAAGCAAUCCGCCCUUUAUCAAAUCUAUAUUGACGAAUGUGCGAAUAAUAUCAGAGUCACCCAGGAAGCCAUUCUACAAAUGCAGGAAUUGCUAAAUCUGGAACUGGAGAAGCACGAAGGCAAUGAAUCCGGAAUCAAAGAUCUCCAGAAGGCUUACAAACGUGCUACAAAAGAAUAUGAAGCCAUGGAGCAGGAGACGCAGGCUAUACUAAAAGAAAUGGCCAAAUACGACAAAGAAUCCGUUAAAUUCGAAGAGAAGAAAAAGUUUCUGAUUGGAAAGCAGAAGAAACUGGAAAAGGCGAUGCAAUCCAGUCGUCUAUCUGCAUCGGAAGCUGAGAGCUUGGUCCAGAAGCAUGCAUACGACAUCGAAAAGAAAACGGCAGAAACUGCACAGAUCGAGGAGGAGAUGAAGGUCGAGGAGGAUGAGCUCUCUGCAAUUCGUGAAGGAUUGAAAGGCAAGACACAGGGUCUCUCGGAUCAAAUCGCUGCGAAGCAAAAGUCUCUCGAACCGUGGAACGAGAAGAUCAACCAAAAACGUUCGGCUGUUGCUGUGGCUCAAAGCGAACUCGAUAUUUUGCGUGAAAAGAGCAGCGCCGGUGCUGUCUUGCUAGAAGAGGCACAUGCCAGGAUAUCAUCUAUUGAAGAAGCACUAGCUGCGAAGCGGAGUGAUCUUGAGGAACGGAAAGAGCAAAAGGCCAGUCUCGAAGCCGAUGUCGCAAAGUUGCGGAAGGAUCUGAAGAUAUUUGCGGCGAAAGAACCCGAGAUUCGUGCCCAUGUAUCAAGUGCCCGCCAGAAGGCAGACGAGGCGAGGGCUAGUCUCAACAGCACUCAGAAUCGUGGCAGUGUAUUGACAGGCCUAAUGCGACUCAAGGAAUCAGGCCGUGUUGACGGAUUCCAUGGCCGACUCGGAAAUCUUGGAACCAUCGACGAGAAGUACGACAUCGCAAUCUCGACUGCGUGUCCUGCGCUGGAAAACAUGGUUGUUGACUCCGUUGAAGUUGGUCAACAGUGCAUUGACUAUCUCCGCAAAAAUAACCUUGGUCGAGCCAACUUCAUCCUCCUCGACCGCCUACCCCGCAGAGAUAUGUCGUCAAUUUCAACGCCCGAGGAUGUCCCGCGUCUUUUUGAUCUAGUUCGGCCCAAGGACCCGAGAUUUGCACCGGCAUUUUAUAGUGUCAUGCUCAAUACAUUGGUAGCCGAAGACUUGGAGCAAGCGAACCGCAUUGCUUAUGGCGCUCGGCGGUGGAGGGUUGUCACUCUUGACGGCCAGCUGAUCGACGUAUCCGGAACCAUGAGUGGUGGAGGCACACGGGUCGCUCGAGGUGGUAUGUCGUCAAAGCUUGUGGCGGAAACUACGAAGGAACAGGUUGCAAAAUUAGAGCAUGACCGUGAUGAAAGAGAGAGAAAAUACCAGGCAUUCCAAGAGAGGCAGCGGCAGAUCGAGGCACAGAUCAGGGAGAAGUCGGACGAAAUUCCGCGCGUCGAGACGAAGAUCCAGAAGAUCUUGAUUGAAAUUGACAGCGCCAAUCGCAGCCUUGCGGACUCUCAGCGGAGAGUUAGGGAAUUGGGUGCCGAGCAUAAACCGUCGAAAGCGGACGAAAGUCGAGCCGCAGCACUUGAGAAGCAGAUCUCCUCUUUGGAGAAGGAGAUUAGCAAACUUGGGGCAGAGAAGGUGGGCAUUGAAGAAGAGAUCCAGUUACUCCACGACAAAAUCAUGGAGGUCGGUGGUGUUAGGCUCCGCAGUCAGAAAGCCAAGGUAGACGGUCUGAAAGAACAGAUUAGACUGCUUUCUGAGGAGAUAUCCAAUGCCGAAAUCGCGAAGUCAAAGAAUGAGAAGCUGAUCACCAAGCACCGAAAGAGCGGGGCAGAUGCUGGGGAGGAGGCUGCGCACGUAGCUGUGGAGCUUGAAAAGCUUGCUGAGGCCGCCAAAAAUCAAGCUACUGAUGCAUCCGGGUCGAAACAGAAGGUCGAGGAGGCACAGGAAGCUCUCGAAGCAAAGCAACAGGAGCUCAAGGCUCUAAAGGAGGAACUAGAGGAGAAGACCGCUGAGCUGAAUGAAUCUAGAGCUACGGAGAUCGAAAUGCGCAACAAGCUCGAAGAAAACCAGAAAGCAUUGGCGGAGAACGAAAAGCGAAGCCGGUACUGGCAUGAGAAGGUCUCUAGAUUGGCGCUACAGAACGUCAGCGACUUGGGAGAUGAUCAACAGCCCACUGAGCUCCAAAUCUAUACCAGGGACGAACUGGCAGACAUGAAUAAGGAGUCCCUGAAAGCCGUCAUUGCAGCCAUGGAAGAGAAGAAUCAAAACACUCGGGUCGAUUUGUCCGUGAUCGAAGAGUAUCGCCGUAGAGUAACGGAGUUUGAGUCACGAUCGGCUGAUUUAAAUACUGCACUUGCAGCCCGAGAUGGUGCCAAGGCUCGACUAGACGGUCUUCGGUCUGCGCGACUGAACGGGUUUAUGGAAGGCUUUGCUAUCAUCUCACUUCGGCUCAAGGAAAUGUACCAGAUGAUCACCAUGGGCGGGAACGCGGAAUUGGAACUGGUCGAUUCGUUAGAUCCAUUCUCAGAGGGCAUCCUCUUUUCCGUCAUGCCGCCGAAGAAGAGCUGGAAGAACAUCAGCAAUCUUUCUGGUGGAGAGAAGACGUUGUCUAGCCUGGCGCUUGUUUUCGCUCUUCAUCAUUACAGACCUACCCCGUUGUACGUGAUGGACGAGAUUGAUGCUGCUUUGGAUUUCAAGAACGUCUCCAUUGUUGCUUCGUACAUUAAGGAGAGAACGAAGAAUGCGCAGUUUAUUGUCAUUUCUCUGAGAAAUAAUAUGUUUGAACUGGCUUCCCGUCUUGUUGGUGUGUACAAGGUCAACCAUAUGACCAAGAGCAUCACUAUAGAGAACAAGGAUUACAUUACAGGACGGUAAUGGCUGAAUGAUUUAAUUGUUGGGUCACGCAUGCAUAUACUGUUGCUUCGUUUUUGUUAUGGCAUGGGGUUUCUGGGAUCUGGGAAGGCACGAGUGAAUGGGAAUAUGAGUUGGAUAGCAAUUCUACCAUUUCAUAAUGAAUGAUUUCUUGUUUUUGUUGGAGUACUUGUUAGUAUUUUAUAGUUUUUAUUUCAAUCUGCUUCGUUCUCUGGAUGGAUACGGAGUACAUAAAGGUGGUAUGUAUAUAAUUGCAGACAUAUCGACGCACCCAUGCACCGUGCCGUGUAUCUA